Plasmodium cynomolgi strain B is the source of this 213-nucleotide messenger RNA. RefSeq lists its product as hypothetical. Lineage: Eukaryota; Apicomplexa; Aconoidasida; Haemosporida; Plasmodiidae. The record is from RefSeq and is a predicted model, not a curated record. The transcript has a single exon. The coding region runs from base 1 to 213 and encodes 70 amino acids.
AUGGAGCAGCUCUCGCUGAUUAUUAUCCGGUUAGUCAUUAAGCUGAGCGAGUUUUCCAAAAUGUAUAUCCUUUACAGGACAAAUAUACUCUGCUUUACCCUGUUGAGUGUGCCUAUUCUGAAGGCAGUGAAUCUGAAUCUCCUCGUGGAGGAUUUCCAAAUGGAUGUAUCGAUUGAGCAAAGACGUCACGUGAAGAAGGUAUACCCUGGCUGA